Messenger RNA from Mesocestoides corti, 1116 nucleotides. Lineage: Eukaryota; Metazoa; Platyhelminthes; Cestoda; Cyclophyllidea; Mesocestoididae. The record is from the annotation of a GenBank genome assembly.
AUGGCAACGGAGGAGCCUUGUGACCAAGUACAUGCGAAUGAAUGUGAGCACGAGGAAAACAAUCAGAAGAAUGUUCUUGGUCUAACAAAGAAACAACGAAAGCGGGAGCUGAAGUCCAUAGGAUAUGAAUUGCGUGAUGUUCCCGAAGGCGCGACCGAUGAGGAUAAACUUAUCGCUUUGCAUAGAAAAUUUCAGCUCCUAACUGCCGAAAACAGUGAUAUUACCUCCAAACUUAAGCAGGCGGACAAACGCAUAAUGUUGGUUUCAGCUGAACGCGAUCAAUUUCAUGACAGUUACAACCGCGUUGCAGUUCAAAAAGAGAAGUUAGAAGCGCUGUGCAGGGAACUUCAAAAGCAAAAUCACCAGAUUCGGGACCAAAGUAUGGCCAUGGCUCAAUCCGAAGACGAGAAGCGAAAAGAGGUGGCAGACCGUUUCCAAAGUGGAAUUCAGGAGAUUCAAACUCAGUUAAAUGAUUAUCUACAAAAGAACAACAAACUCCGAGAGGAAAAUCAGAUGUUGGCUGAGAAACUUCAAAAAUUCAUCGCCGAUCAUGAAAAACGGGAGGAGUAUACACAAAAGGUUAUGAAAACGCGUGAGUUGGAAGCUAAGCUUGCGGAGGCGAAGUUAACUCAGGCCAAAGUGCACCACGAGCAGGAGCUGAUGAAGGAGAAGCGCGCGACUGCCCAGGCCCUCGAGGAAUGCGAAUUAAUGAAGCAACGCUUCGAUGCGCACAAGAUGAUCGAAUUCUACAAGGCUAAGUACCAAUCGUUCAACAAAUCUAUGGCGAAAAGCAACGACCUCAUUGAAAAUGCGAAAAAGGAGAUGGAGAAGAUGGCAAAGCAUGUUCGGUCGGCUGAGUCAGCAGCACUUGAUUGGCGCAGCAAGUGGGAACUUAGCCAGAAGGCUCUGUUGGAGAUGAUCGAUGAGUGUCGGAAGGAGAAGGAAAAGUCCCAGGCACUGCAAAAGCAAGUUGACAAACUUUCCAACCUCUGUCGCGCACUUCGAGCUGCCAAGGAUUCCUCCACAGCCCCUCGUAAAGAGGAUGAAAAUAACAGUGAUGCGGUUACGGAAGCUAAGGCGGAAGCAGAGAACCAGAAAGAGAACGGCGGUUCCUAG